Molecule: messenger RNA, 1930 nt
Organism: Cajanus cajan (pigeon pea)
Lineage: Eukaryota; Viridiplantae; Streptophyta; Magnoliopsida; Fabales; Fabaceae
Source: RefSeq, a predicted model, not a curated record
CCGUCGUAACUCGUAACCCAUUCAUUUGCUUCCGACCGUUGCACACACACACACACACGUGUUUCGGAAGCAAAGCGAGUCGGAACACGCGCAAAGCGCGUGCGCGUCACCGCAACGUUAGUUCCCAUUUCUUCCAUUGUCGAAAAUUAAACUCAUUUAAAGUCAUCGUCAUCACCACACCAUCCAUUAUUAUUUCCCCUCCAUUUUCUCUCCCUUUCUCUCUCACAGAGAAUCCAAACCCUAGAAAAUUCGCCCUUCAUAAAUUCCCCGACGAAACCCUAGAUUUCCUCUCCAAACUCUCUUACCCUCCCGAGAUAAAAACACACAAAUUCUUCGGCAUUCGGUGCCCAGAUUGCAGAUCCCGUUAAUUCUCUUCCCAUCCCCCGAUCAGGUUUGGAUUCCGGAGGAAAUUCAAAUUAAUUUCGACGCAUUGGUGUCGUGGCCUGCGCAUGGGUAAGAUUCUGCGAGAAACCGCGAGGCCGUCCUUUAAUUGUUCGUCGGCGUCACCGUCGUCGGCACCUCCGGCAACGACGUCGUCUACGUCGGUGACGGAUACAGUGAGGGGGUCGCACCGAUUCAAGAUCACGGGGUAUUCUCUGUCGAAGGGGAUUGGGAUUGGGAAGUACAUAGCAUCGGAUAUAUUUUCGGUGGGAGGGUACGAUUGGGCGAUUUAUUUUUAUCCUGACGGGAAGAGCGUGGAGGACAAUGCUACGUACGUGUCGCUCUUCAUCGCGCUCGCAAGCGAAGGGACGGAUGUUAGGGCGCUUUUUGAGCUGACCCUUUUAGAUCAGAGUGGGAAGGAGAGGCACAAGGUGCAUAGCCAUUUCGAGAGGACCCUCGAGAGUGGACCCUACACGUUAAAAUACCGUGGUAGCAUGUGGGGUUACAAGCGGUUUUUUAAGAGAACAGCACUAGAGACAUCAGAUUACCUUAAAGAUGAUUGUCUUAGUGUUAAUUGUAGUGUUGGUGUUGUGAAGUCACACACAGAGGGCCCUAAAAUAUAUGAGAUCCCAAUUCCGCAUUCUAACAUUGGUAAGCAAUUUGGGAAGCUACUAGAAAGUGGGAAAGACAGUGAUGUGAGUUUUGAAGUGAAUGGAGAAAUUUUUGCUGCUCAUAAAUUGGUUCUAGCAGCUCGCUCACCUGUUUUCAGGGCCCAACUUUUUGGUCCUAUGAAAGACCAGAAUACCCAAUGUAUAAAAGUUGAAGACAUAGAGGCUCCAGUUUUCAAGGCAUUGCUCCAUGUUAUAUACUGGGAUUCACUGCCUGACAUGCAAGAGCUUACUGGGUUAAGCUCAAAAUGGGCUACUACCUUGAUGGCUCAGCAUCUGCUAGCAGCAGCUGAUCGGUAUGGGUUAGAGAGACUUAGGCUGAUGUGUGAAGCAAGUCUAUGUGAAGAUGUUGCAAUAAACACUGUUGCUACGACUCUAGCCUUGGCAGAGCAACACCAUUGUUUCCAACUGAAAGCAGUCUGUCUGAAAUUCGUUGCAAGGCCUGAAAAUCUCAGAGCUGUGAUGCAAACUGAUGGUUUUGAGUACUUGAAGGAAAGUUGCCCAUCUGUUUUGACUGAGCUUUUGGAGUAUGUGGCUAGAUUUACUGAGCAUUCGGACUACUUAUGCAAGCACAGGAAUGAAGCAGUACUUGAUGGCAGCGACACAAAUGGAAGGCGGGUGAAGCAAAGGCUAUAGUGCGAACACUGACAAGUUCUCUGUACAACCCUCUGCCCGUCGCAUUUAAAAAUUUCAUUGAGAGCAUAAAACGAGGGAGAUGAUAAGCAUUUUAUAGGAUUAGAGGCAAUUUUUAAUUUUCUUAGCUUCAUGUCUAGGAGAUGUAAAUGUAGUUUGGUCUUGGUGCUAUUGCAGGCCUGCCUGUAGGUUUCUGUAAGAACUUUGUUCGUAAAACAUUUGUCCUAAAAGAAAGUAUUGAUCACUGA